AUGGGGAAGGUGCUCAGGAUGGGGGCCCAGGAGAGGCGGAUACUGAGGCCCAAACGGCUUCAAUGGAGUCGUUUCCUCUUCCUUCUGGGAAUGCUGAUCAUCGGCUCCACCUAUCAGCACCUGAGAAGACCCCGGGGCCUCUCCUCGCUGUGGACAGAGAUCUCUUCCCAACAGCAGCCUAUCAAACUGGCCAGCCGGGACCUGCCCAAUGAUGAGAGGGAAGUGAACAGUCAUCCUCCGAAAGCUAGUUCAGAAAUGGCGGGUGAGACACUGGCACCCCAGGGCCCAGGUGCAGUCGAUGAAGCAGCACCUAGCAGAACAAUGGAGAGCCCCCCCAGUAUACCCAGAACAACCACCAAGAUCACUUCACUAGCACCAAAGAAUAAUUACAGCCCAACCACCACACGCACAGAAAGAGGGAAGGAAAAGCCCUUACCCACACCUACUAGAGUACCAAAUCAUGACACCCCAACAUCAAGCAGUCAGAUGGGAAGACAUUAUACCCCAACACCCGAGGGAGAAAGGAAGAGCAACAGCCCAACACAAGCCAGGGGAAAAGGGAAGAAAUAUACCCCAUCGCCUUCCGGAGGAAUUGGUUCUUAUGCACCUUCCAUAUCCAUGGCAAGGGAAAUAAGUCACGUGACCAGGACACCAGAGAAAGAUGGUGAACCGUGGACAUCCAGCGAGAGAGUAGAGAGCAGCCCUCCCAAGAGAAUACUUCAAGCCACCCCCACAGCUACUCCCAAGCAAAUAGUUCCAAGCACCCCGACUCCCCUGACACCUGAGGUGAUAGAAACAAGCACUUUAACGUCUCCAAGAAGUAGCAUGGAAAAGAACACCCUGACUGGCUCCGGAAGGCUAGAAGGUAACAACAGUCCAGUCAAUUUCUGGAGGGCCAUGGAGAAGGACUUCCAGACAACUCCCCAGGGAGCAAUCCUAGACCACCCCUCAGCCAUCUCUGAGGGACCAGUGACCCUCAACACUAUGGCAGGCAACGUCCUGGCAAAAACCAAAGCAUCUUCUGCUCCCCAGAAUACGAGGAGACCUGCACUCGUGACAGAUAUACCCACUAUUAGAACGCCCUCAGCCACCUCCCGGGAACUGACCAACCGCCCUUCCACAGCUCGCAGCACCCCAGAAGCCCCCAAAGUCAGGGCAAACCCAACCACCCGAGUCACUCAUUGUGUGUUUGUGGAGCCGGGCCCGGCACUGCCCCUCCCCACCUCCCCGAGCCUAACAACGGCCAUGCUCCCAGAAGCACCCAGCCCCUCAGUGCUGCUGCCCAGCUGGCCAGAGCCUCACCCCAAGGCAGAGUACCCCCCAGAUCUGUUUAGUGUGGAGGAGCGGCAGCAGGGCUGGGUGGCUCUGCAUAUCUUUGGCAUGAUGUACGUGUUUGUAGCCUUGGCUAUUGUCUGCGAUGAAUAUUUUGUCCCAGCCCUGGGCGUCAUCACAGACAAACUCCAGAUCUCUGAGGAUGUGGCAGGAGCUACGUUCAUGGCGGCGGGAGGCUGCCCAGAGCUCUUCACCUCCCUCAUCGGCGUCUUCAUUUCCCAUAGCAACGUGGGCAUCGGAACCAUCGUGGGCUCUGCUGUGUUCAACAUCCUUUUCGUCAUUGGCACCUGUGCCCUGUUCUCCCGGGAGAUCCUCAACCUCACCUGGUGGCCCUUAUUCCGGGACGUGUCCUUCUACAUCCUGGACCUCUCCAUGCUCAUCGUUUUCUUCCUGGACAGCCUCAUUGCCUGGUGGGAGAGCCUGUUGCUGCUGCUGGCCUACGCCCUCUAUGUGUUCACUAUGAAGUGGAACAAGCAGAUCGAGUGCUGGGUGAAAGAGCAGCUCAGCAGGAGGCCCAUGGCCAAGGUCAUGGCCUUGGGGGACCUCAGCAAGCCCAGUGAUGGAGGAACGACUGAACAACCGCAGGACAACAAGAGGCUGAAGCUCCCGUCCAUGCUGAUCCGAGGGAGCAGCUCAGCCUCUCUGCACAACAGCAUCAUCCGCAGUACCAUCUUCCACCUCAUGAUCCACAGCCUGGACCCCCUGGGGGAAGCCCGGGCCUCCAAGGACAAGCAGGAGAGCUUGAAUCAGGAGGCCAGAGACCAGCCCCAGGCCAAGGCAGAGUGCAAACCAGAAGAGGAGGAGCCAGCCGAGCUCCCUGCCGUCAUGGUUACUCCAGCCCCUGCUCCAGCCGCCAAGGGAGAUCAGGAGGAAGAUCCUGGCAGUCAGGAAGAUGUGGCUGAAGCCGAGAGCAAAGGAGACAUGACAGGAGAAGAGGGUGGAGCUCCUGGUGAAGGUGAAACCAAAGAGAAGAAUGGAGGUGAAAUUCAACCAGAAGGGGAAACUGAGGCAGGAGACGAACCUGAAAGGGAAAUGGAGGCAGGAGGAGAUGAGCAUGAAGGGGAAAUGGAGGCAGGAGGAGAUGAGCCUGGAGGGGAAAUGGAGGCAGGAGAUGAACCUGAAGAUGAAACUGAGGCAAAAGGUGAACACGAAGGGGAAACUGAGGCAGGGGAUGAACAUGAUGGGGAAACUGAGGCAGGAGGCAAUGAGCAUGAAGGGGAAAUCGAGACAAGAGGAGAUGACCACAAAGGGGAAAUUGAGGCAGAAGAGAAAGGAGAGGAACCCGAAGGGGAAACUGAAGCAGAAGGAAAAGGAGAUGAACACGAAGGAGAAAUCCAAGCAGGAGAUGGUGAAGUAAAAAGUGAAGAAGAUGAAACUGAAAUCCAGGGAAUCGAGGCCGACAAUCAAGGUGAAGCCGCAAAUGGGGAGGAGAAAGGGGCAGAUGGUGAAGGGGGAAGUGAUGGAGGGGAGAGUGAAGACGAGGAGGAAGAAGAGGAGGAGGAAGAGGAGGAGGAGGAGGAAGAGGAAGAGGAGGAGAGAGAAGAGGAGCCUCUGUCCCUGGAAUGGCCCGCGACCCGGCAGAAGCAGGCCAUUUACCUCUUCCUCCUGCCCAUCGUGCUCCCGCUGUGGCUGACGGUGCCUGACGUCCGCAGGCCGGAAUCUAGGAAGUUUUUUGUUAUCACCUUCCUGGGAUCCAUUAUUUGGAUAGCCAUGUUCUCCUACCUCAUGGUGUGGUGGGCUCACCAGGUCGGUGAAACCAUAGGUAUUUCUGAAGAGAUUAUGGGUCUGACAAUCCUAGCAGCGGGCACGUCGAUUCCUGACCUCAUCACAAGUGUGAUUGUUGCUCGGAAGGGCCUGGGAGAUAUGGCUGUGUCAAGCUCAGUGGGCAGCAACAUAUUCGACAUCACCGUGGGCUUGCCUGUUCCCUGGCUGCUUUUCUCUCUUAUCAAUGGAUUACAGCCGGUUCCAGUCAGCAGCAACGGCCUGUUCUGUGCAAUUGUUUUGCUUUUCCUCAUGCUCCUGUUUGUGAUCUCUUCAAUUGCAUCAUGCAAAUGGAGAAUGAACAAGAUUCUGGGCUUCACAAUGUUCCUUCUUUAUUUUGUGUUCCUGAUAAUCAGUGUGCUGCUAGAAGACCGAAUCAUAUCCUGUCCUGUAACUGUCUGAGUCAGACACCGAUGCUCAGAAAGAACAUAGAUCAGAAAACCAUACCGGAAGCUAUUGUUCCUCUUGUUACUUUAAAUGCACACACAAACAGGAUUUGAAGAGUGAAGUGAGUGGGCUGGACCCGCUGAAGUGCAUGAGAUCGGGGACCCAGCCUUCUCCUUGGAGACACUGGAAGCUCACUGUGGAUUAAGAUCCACACCUGUGGACUGGAGAUGUGACUCAAGUGGUAGAGGGCCAGGCGUGAGCAAGCAAACCGCCCUGAGUUCAGGUUCCAAUACGGUUACCAGAUAAUGCCCCCCCACCCCCGCCCUGCCCCAAAGAUUCCUAUUUAGAAAGGGUAGGGUUCUUAUGCAGACUCAGGCAGUCACCUGUCAAAUGGAGACAGAAGAACCUCUGUAGCUAGGGGUUUUCUAAAUGAGAGCCAAGUGGGGUGAGAGUUGGGACAGCAUAUCAGGAAUGAGGCAAGCUCCUUUGCUCACCAUCUAUCUCUUGGUCUUUCCUGAAGAGUUCAGGUCCAAAGAUGCAAGUGGGGUUGGCAUCGCUCUCCUGGUCCUUCUCCAUGGGAGCCUGGCAAUGUGCUUUGUCAAACUGUGUUCAAAAGUUAAGUUCUGUUGGGUUUGCAAUCAUUUUAGGCUCAGUUCCCGAGGUUUAAGGAGUUAAGUCUACAGGAAAGAAGUGUAUCAGGAAUUAAUUCUUCUAAACCACAGUCCAGUAAAAUGUACCACUACUAUUUUCUAGCUUAAAGGGAAGAUACUAGCUUAUCUUCUUCUUUUUUUUAUUCCUGGAAAAUGGAAUUAAAACAGUAAAGCAGCAUGAGAAAUAAAGUGUGUCAUUUGCCUUGAAUUGGAAAGAGUGGAGGUCAGAGAAGAAAACCGAAGGGUUGUUUACAAAUCUGUACUUACUAGAAAAUCCAAGUCCAUAUUGCUUCUUAGCAGUGGCCACCUUGAGAGACUGGAAUAUAAUCAUGGAGUUAUCUUGCCUCUGCCCCACCAGCAUGCUAUCACUUGCAGCGACACCUGUCACUAGUGAGUGAAAAGGGACGUGGUUUUAAAGAGCCCAAAGUCAGAAGAACAAAACCCUGGCAGAUAAAGUAAUAGAUUCCUAACUACUCAGGAGUUUGAGCUCUGAGGAUCAUAGUUUGAAAGCAGC
This is a messenger RNA of Perognathus longimembris pacificus (Pacific pocket mouse), 4644 nucleotides long. It is a transcript of the gene Slc24a1, whose product is annotated as solute carrier family 24 member 1. Gene Ontology annotation, cellular component: membrane. NCBI's taxonomy places the organism in Eukaryota, Metazoa, Chordata, Mammalia, Rodentia, Heteromyidae. Gene Ontology annotation, molecular function: calcium, potassium:sodium antiporter activity; calcium channel activity. The record is from RefSeq and is a predicted model, not a curated record. Gene Ontology annotation, biological process: long-term synaptic depression; visual perception; calcium ion transmembrane transport.